This is a messenger RNA of Lactuca virosa, 372 nucleotides long. Lineage: Eukaryota; Viridiplantae; Streptophyta; Magnoliopsida; Asterales; Asteraceae. The record is from the annotation of a GenBank genome assembly.
AUGGCUCCACCGCCGUCCCCCACCAGUCUCCAGAUCGAAUCCGUCGUAUUUCCACCAUCCGUCAAGCCUCCUGGUGCAACCACCACUUUGUUCCUCGUCGGCGCAGAUAUUAAUUCCCAUAUUCAAAUAAGUGUGAGAGGUAUGGAAAUCGAAGGUAACUUCGUGAAGUUCACGGGGAUUGGUGUGUAUCUGGAGGAUAAAGCUAUUCUGUCACUCACCGUUAAGUGGAAGGGCAAAAAUGCUGCUGAGUUGACAGAUUCCGUUGAGUUCUUCAGAGACAUUGUUACUGGUGUUAUUAAGUGGUUACAAAAAAGUAUAAUUACAAAUAAGGGCAAAAAGUAUAAUUUCUGCUUUGAUAUUAGGUGUUAUUAA